Molecule: messenger RNA, 1689 nt
Organism: Saccoglossus kowalevskii
Lineage: Eukaryota; Metazoa; Hemichordata; Enteropneusta; Harrimaniidae
Product: cyclic GMP-AMP synthase-like receptor 1
Source: RefSeq, a predicted model, not a curated record
AUGUCAGGUAAACAAACAGCACCGGAAAGGGAAGCACCAGGCCAUGGUAAGAUCAAAGGAUCGCGUGAAAUAUCUGGGAAAUCGUCUCUUCAAUUAAAAAUGGUUGAAUUGAACAUACCGGUAUUACCAUCAACGAUGUGGAUCGAUGGUGCCUCAACUAAACAAAAGACAAGGACACAUCAAAUCCCGCGUAACCAGUCACGCGAGGAAGCUCGUUCGCAACGUUCGCCUGAUAUGCGUCCAGCGUCAACAAGUUCAUCACCCAGCGUCCUAAAAGACUCUGACUUGCAGAAGAGAAAAGGUGGGACAAUAGCAGCUCUAAAGAAAAACGUACCAUCGUCUGCGUUUGGAGGGCAAUGGUCCCAUCCCCGGAGCGAUUCGCCGAAACAUGGAGGCGAAGGCUCUAAAUUCACAUCGUCCGGUCAAAGAAGGGCAUCGGAGACAGGUGUAAAAAUCGCUAGAAAAAGUGGGCGCCCAAGUUCUACCACUCGAGAUAAGCCGGUCCGGACCGAGCAGGGUAGUAAACCUAAAACAACAAAAUCAACGACUAAUCCAGGGCGCCAGGAUUAUAAUCAAAUAAAUUCUUUGAAACAGUUUUUGAACGAGCAUGUUAAAAUUUGCAGAGACGAUACAAGCAUUGCAGUCCGCGAGAUGAACCCUGUAAUAGACUUAGUCCUCAAGUAUGCAAAGAAUGACUCAUUGUUGUCAUCCAUGAAGAAAUUACCAGCUGGCAGUCACUACGAAAAACUUAAGGUUGGGAAAUCAGACGAAGUUGACGUCAUGUUCGUCGUCAAUGUACCAGAUUUGGAGUUCACUGAACUUUUGAGACCAUACAUGGGACUAGUAAAACUGAAUGUGCCAAAAGGAACAUGGAGUGAAUUCACCACAAAAGGUGGCCACCUAUCCCCAAGACGCAUGCGAGACUAUUUCCAGACUGAAAUUGUUGAAAAGGCCGUAACAGAAUACAAACGAUGUAAACAUUCAGACAAAUCUAUCAAUGUUGUGACGUCCGAUGAAUGUCCAGCCAUCACGUUAUCUCUGACUAACUCCAGAAACAGUAAAACAUAUUCAAUAGAUUUGGUGUUGGCAGUCGAACUAGACAGAUUUAGUGACCUGGAUGGGACGCAAGAAUGGACUGCACGACCAUGGCUUAAAAAGAGAGAAGAGAUGGACCUAAAGAAUAUUAUCGUACAUGCCGUGGCAAAAACAUCAAUAAGAGAAGUGGGAUUAGAACCAGGUGAUGAUAAACAUUGGCGUUUGUCUUUUUCAUCGGUAGAAAAGGAGCUACUGCUUCGUGCAGACACAAGAACAUACGCACCUACCGUUCGUAAGAACUGCUACAAAAUCUUCAAAUAUAUUCUGACUAAUUUAAAAGAACGGCACAAACGUAUUUUUGCCAGUCUCCGUUCAUUUCAACUAAAAACUGUGUUUUUACAUUGCUGCGUGAUGUAUCCUAACGAUAAGCAAUGGAGUGAUCAGUUUCUGGAACAGAGGCUUGUAGAUUUAUUACAAUUCUUUAUCGAAAGUCUUCGCGGUGCAAAUUUGUGUCAUUUUUUUCUUCCAAAUUACAAUAUGUUUUCACGGUCUCAUUUUGAGAGAGUCACGCUGAACGGCAUGGCGAAUAAGUUGGAAGACGUCCUCAAAAAAAUUGAUAGACAAGACUUCAAAUGGUUAUCAUUGACACGAUGA